Molecule: messenger RNA, 1717 nt
Organism: Labeo rohita (rohu)
Lineage: Eukaryota; Metazoa; Chordata; Actinopteri; Cypriniformes; Cyprinidae
Product: E3 ubiquitin-protein ligase TRIM16-like
Exons: 6
Coding region: 1-1638 (545 amino acids)
Molecular function (GO): zinc ion binding; protein binding
Source: RefSeq, a predicted model, not a curated record
AUGGCAGAAGCUAAUUUUUCUCAAGACCAGUUUAGCUGCUCAGUGUGUCUGGAUGUACUGAAGGAUCCAGUGACCAUUCCUUGUGGACACAGCUACUGUAUGCACUGUAUUACAGACUGGUGGAAACAGAAGAGAGUCUACAGAUGCCCUCAGUGCAGACACACCUUCACUUCAAGACCUGCUUUAUGUAAGAACGUCAUUAUUGCUGAGAUGGUGGAGAAACUGAAGACGACAAAUAUACAAACUUUUCGUCCUGCUCACAGUUACUCCGAACCUGGAGAUGUGGAGUGCGACGUUUGUACUGGGAGGAAAUAUAAAGCUGUCAAGUCCUGUGUGGAGUGUCUGAACUCUUACUGUCGAAGUCAUCUUGAACAACAUGACAAUCUCUUUAAAGACAGGAGACACAAUCUGAUGGAUCCCACUAGACGACUCCAAGAGAUGAUCUGCCCAAAACACAACAGACAGCUGGAAAUCUAUUGUCGUACUGACCAGAAAUUCAUUUGUUUUCUGUGUCUGAUGGACGAACAUAAAAAUCACAACACUGUAGCAGCUGAAGCAGAAAGGACAGACAAACAGAGGCUUUUGGGAGAAACACAAAGAAAGUUCCAACAGGGAAUUCAGGAGAGACAGAAGCAGCUCCAGCAGCUGAGAGACGCUGUAAAGUCUCAUAAGCGCUCUGCACAGGCAGCAGUGGACGACACUGAGAGGAUCUUUACUGAGCUCAUUCGUUCCAUUGAAAGAAGCCGCUCUCAGGUGAUACAGUUGAUCAGAGCUCAGGAAGAGUCUGCAGUGAUUCGAGCUGAAGGACUCUUGGAGCGACUAGAGCAGGAGAUUGAUGAUCUAAAGUGGAGAGAUGCUGAGCUGGAGCAGCUUUUACACACAGACAAUCAUGCCCACUUCCUGCAGAUGUUCCAGUUCAUUGCUGCACCUCCUGAAUCUACAGACUUAUGCAGCACCACAGUCUGUUCUUUCAUCUCUUUUCAUGAUGUGACAAAAUCAGUCUCUCAGCUGAAAGAAAAAUUAGAGGGUUUUUGUAAAGAAGAGGUGGAAAAGAUCUUUGAUAAAGUAACAUGCACUGAUAUGACCACCAAUAAACCAAUGAAGACCAGGGAACAGUUCCUUCAGUAUUCUUUCCAGCUCACUCUGGAUUCAAACACAGUGAAUCGUUUCCUCCGUCUGUCUGAAGAGAACAGAGUGGCUACUUGCACUGACACACCCCAGCAUUAUCCUGCUCAUCCAGACAGAUUUGACGGUUGUGUGCAGGUCUUGUGUAGAGAAAGUGUGUGUGGACGCUGUUAUUGGGAAGCUGAAUGGAGUGGGAGAAAAAGUGUGUGUAUAUCAGUGUCAUACAAGAGCAUCAGCAGGAAGCAAUUGUUUGGAUUUAAUAAUCAAUCCUGGGGUUUGUUCUGCUCUUCAUCCAGUUACGUAUUCAGGCAUAAUAACAUAAAGCUUGAAUUCCCUGUGUCCUCUGGAUCCUCUAGAAUAGGAGUGUAUGUGGAUCAAAGUGUAGGCAUUCUGUGCUUCUACAGCAUUUCUGACACAAUGAGCCUCAUCCACAGAAUCCAGACCACAUUCACUGAGCCUCUUUAUCCUGGGUUUGGGUUUAGUAGUGGAUCAUCAGUGAAACUGUGUAUUUGAGAGAUUCUGCGUAUGUCUCCUUCAUAUACUGGGUAAAAAUUGUGUUAUAAUAUGGGUACAAACAAUGAAGGAUGACUGA